CAUUUUUCUUUUCUUUCAUUUUGCAGUUAUCUGUGGGCUGUAGGUUUCAAUCAAUUUGAUUUUGUCACUUUACAAUUCUUCUGUAUGUUUAUUUCAUUUGCGUACAUUAUUGAACAUUAGUUAAUUUGAUUUGGCCAAAUCACAAAAUGGAAAAUGCUGAAGAAGUGUUUCAUUUACUAGAGGAAUUUUCAAAACGCAAGCCUAAAACCAUACCUCAGGAGCUAAACGAUUACUUGGCGUAUGUAGCACGUACCGGUGAUCCUGUGUAUCAAUGGUCUCUUGUGAAAAGUUUAUUCAAAGAGAAGUUGUUAAACGUUAUAACUGAUUUUUAUGAAACAACCCCAGGUAUCGAAAUACCGCCGUACCCCAAUGUGGAUCCGUUUAAUUACGAUGUUAUGAAAAAUAGUUUAUUGGAAAGACUCGACAGUUUUACUUCAGCACCGUUUACUAUUCAACGAAUUUGUGAGCUACUAGCAUUCCCUCGUAAGCAGUAUAAUCGCGUGGACAAAUUUAUGAGAGCUAUUGAGAAAAAUAUCUUAGUUGUAAGUACACGAGAGCCCGGCAUGCAGCGACAUAUUGAGUUGGAGAAUGGUGAACCAAUGGAACCUAUUGUCAACGGCUCGGACAACAACUCUGAGUACAACGUAGAUGUCGAAAUGGAAGAUGUAUCGUGGAAGGAAAAUUCGGAGCAAAACAACACUGACCCCCAACCAAGUUCUUCAGAUACACAUAUCUCUGUCGAUAACACUGAAGAGAAGGUUCAUACAAAGCAGGAAACUCAAAUGGAUACUCAAGACAAGGUAAGCAAUAUACAAGAAUCAGCUGAGAUAGAGAACUCGGUAUUAAGUAACACACCUCCUCAAGAACCAGAAGAUAAGAUUGAUGAUACCUUGUCUGAACCAAUUUUGGAAUCACCCGAGGAACCAAUAGAUGAAUUGAAAAGGGAUUCAUCUCUUCCAUCAUCAAAAGUGAAAGAGGAUGAUGAAAUGAAAUCAGAUGAUGUAACAAAUGUAUUAAUUGUACCGGAAAUUAAAAUAGAUGAUGCAGAAAUGACAGAGCAAAAACUUAAAGCUCAAUAUGAUGAGACAGCUGAAGUUGCUAAAGAAGAAAGUAAAAAUGAGAGAGAGAUUGAAGAUUCUAAACCUAGUGUAGAUCCUCCACUGGCAAUUAGCGAGGAUAGUUGUUCAAGUUCAAAUAGUAAAGAGGAUGUCGCAGAACCAAAAAUGAUUUCUGAAGUGUCAACAUCAAGUGAAGAGAGUUCUUCAUCUAGCGACAACACUGAUGGUAAUAGCAACUCUCCAAGAACUGACCCAGAAUCUCAAACAGAUGUUCAAGUUGGUGCAAUUACUGUAGAUGGUGCUAAAGAAAUUACUAAAGAGGAUGAAGAGAAGAUUGAUGAAACACCAUUACCUAGUCCUGCUGUGGAAAAUCCAAUAAAAGCAUCAAUUCAAACAGAUAAUUAUUCUAUCAGCGAUGUUAACUCAGAGAUACAACAAAUACCUUCAGAGGCAUUUACCAAGUCAGAAGAUAUUAAAGAAACUGCCGCUGUUGAAGAAAAGACUGAACAGAAAUUAGAAGAAACUGAAACUCCAGAAAAAACAGAACAACCACAAUGAUUCAUGUGAUACAAAAGUGUUAUUGUCAAUAACUGUGGCUUAUUUUGAACAAAAUUUUAUCAAAUGUGGCUCACUUAAUAUAAGCAUAAAGACUUGAAUAAAGUAUUAAAUGUAGUAAAA
This is a messenger RNA of Papilio polytes (common Mormon), 1736 nucleotides long. RefSeq names its product serine/threonine-protein phosphatase 4 regulatory subunit 2 (gene PPP4R2r). Lineage: Eukaryota; Metazoa; Arthropoda; Insecta; Lepidoptera; Papilionidae. The transcript has a single exon. Gene Ontology annotation, biological process: protein dephosphorylation. Gene Ontology annotation, cellular component: cytoplasm; nucleus; protein phosphatase 4 complex. Gene Ontology annotation, molecular function: protein phosphatase regulator activity. The coding region runs from base 147 to 1616 and encodes 489 amino acids. The record is from RefSeq and is a predicted model, not a curated record.